UUAAAGCUUAUUUUUACAGUUUGGUUGGUGGUGGUGGUGGUGGUGGGGGGACGGACGAUGGCGACGGUGACGCCGGGGGUGCUGCUGAAGCUGCUGCAGUCGAUGGACACGGAGGCGCGGGUGGCGGGCGAGCACCGGUCGGCGGUGCUGCAGGUGACGGGCAUCGUGCCGGCGCUGUCGGCGUCGACGGCCGACGACCUCUGGCCGGCGCACGGCUUCUACCUGCAGCUGUCGGACUCGCUCCACUCCACCUACGUCGCGCUCUCCGACCGCGACGCCGACGCCGUCCUCUCCGCCCGCCCCCAGCUCGGCCAGCUCGUCCACGUCGACCGCCUCCGCUUCGACCGCCCCCCCGUCCCCCGCGCCCUCGGCCUCCGCCCCGUCCCCGCCUCCCGCCCCCUCCCCUUCGCCGGCUCCCCCGAGCCCCUCGUCGCCCGCUCCGCCCCCUCCCACCGCGGCUUCGUCAUCCAGCCCGCCUCCCCCGCCCACGCCGGCCCCCCCCUCCUCCCCUCCUCCUCCUCCUCCCGCAAAUCCCCCAAUUUCCCCCUCGAACCCGACAACUCGAUCUCCGACAAGGAAAAUGCGGCGGCGGCAGCCCCCAACGGGAAGCGGCGCUUCUCGUCGCCGGCGGGGGCGAAAUUGGCGGCGAGGAAGAGCAACGGCGAGAGCUCGCGGCCGUCGUCGCCGUCGGUGGGGUCGCGGCCCUCCUCGCCGGCCCCGUCCAAGUGCGUGGUGCCGAGCCUGGUCGCGGCGAAGGAGGAGAACCGGAGGGCCGCGAGGGAGCCCGCGAUCGUGGUCCCGUCGAGGUACCGGAACCCGUCCCCCGCAGGGCGGAAGUCGGCGAGCUCGCCGAUGGGGAGGCGGGGGUCGAUGUCGCCCGCGAGGAGGCUGUCGGGCGGGCUGAAGAUGUCGCCGGCCACGGGGGAGAAGAAGAAGGGUGGGGUGGUGGUCGCGGGGAUCUCGAAGGUGUCGGACGCGCUCCUGGGGUCGGUGAAGUCGAUGCGGAAGAGCUGGGACGAUUCGUCGGUCUCUUCGGAGCUCAAGGACAAGGGAGGGUCCAAGAGUAAAGUGGAUAAAGAAGCCAUUUUGAGGACCCAGGUUGCAAUGUCACGGCGACUGAGCGACGCUAGUUGGGAACAAUCAAAUAAUGAGGAAGCAUCCACUAAUGAGAAGCCUAAACCAAGUAAGAAGGUCGAACCGGAGGUUUCUAAAUAUGAGAAAACAAAAUCGAGUAAAAAGAUGGAAUCCACCUCUUCAGAGAAGCAGAACUUGGCAUCUGCAAAUGUUACAGUUCAGGAGCGAAAGUGGACAGAUGGCAGCAUCCCACUGGACGGUGUGUCUAGUAACCUCGCGAAGCUCGGAAAGGAUGCUUUCCUGAGGAGAGACAUUGCAUCAGUAGCUGCAGCGGAAGCGUUGGAAGAGGCAUUGGUCACCGAAUCUGUGAUCAGGAAUUUAAGCAUGUUUUCCAAUCUUUGUUCAACAUCGAAAGCUAACAAUCCGCUCCCGACAAUCGAUCGCUUUCUCUCCAUCUAUGAAGAUAUUGUGAAGUUGAACUCAACUUCUGAGUCUCUUAACAAUGGACCGAAUGAUACAACAUCUCUAGAGAGUACUAAAUCAGCCACUCUUUGGGUCGAGGCAGCGUUAGUUACAGAUCUUGAAGCGCUCCGCCUAUUAAAUGAUGUUACUGAAUGCAUCCACAAGCAAAAGGAUAUAGAAAAGCCAAAAGCUGUCUCCGUAGAUCCUCCGAGAACAAGCCUUUCGAAGAGGCAACCAAGUUCAAUAGCCAACAAGUGGAGAAGAGGACAAGGAAUGAGCGAAACACUCGAGCUCGCAAAGGCUCUUCGGCAUGAGAUGCAGAACUGGUUCUUGAAGUUCGUUGAAGAAGCGCUUGACGUGGGCUUCCGCUUGUUCGGAGAUGGCUCGAGUAACGGAAAGGAUAACAAUGGUAGAGUGGCAGCAGUGCUUUCACAGCUGAAGAGGAUCAAUGAAUGGUUGGAUGGGGUGGGGAGAGUGCAAGGAGAAGAUAGGGUGAAGGAAAGAGUCGAGCAGUUGAAGCGCAAGAUCUACGGUUUUGUUAUAAGCCAUGUGGGGUCUGCUUUUGAUAGCUCAGUUUCGCUCUCGAAGUGUUGACAGCAACCGCUAUUGCUCGCAGCACAAUACUCCGUGCUUUUUAUGCUCCGCAGUUUGAAAUCGUGAUUAAGAGUAUGAAACUCAUUUUGAUUUGUAUUUAUGGUUAAUUCGUUUCUUGCCAAUGGAUGAUGCUUCCGAGCUUCAUGAAUAAGAGGAAGUCCUUUUUGUACUUGGUGAAGUAGCUUAUCAAAAGCUUGACUUAAUGGAGUGAAAUGCAUCUUAGUAUUG
Messenger RNA from Ananas comosus (pineapple), 2358 nucleotides. RefSeq lists its product as uncharacterized. Lineage: Eukaryota; Viridiplantae; Streptophyta; Magnoliopsida; Poales; Bromeliaceae. The record is from RefSeq and is a predicted model, not a curated record. The transcript is spliced from 4 exons. The coding region runs from base 58 to 2130 and encodes 690 amino acids.